Molecule: messenger RNA, 1313 nt
Organism: Pungitius pungitius (ninespine stickleback)
Lineage: Eukaryota; Metazoa; Chordata; Actinopteri; Perciformes; Gasterosteidae
Gene: foxi2
Product: forkhead box I2
Exons: 2
Coding region: 120-1313 (397 amino acids)
Biological process (GO): regulation of transcription by RNA polymerase II; cell differentiation; anatomical structure morphogenesis
Molecular function (GO): RNA polymerase II cis-regulatory region sequence-specific DNA binding; DNA-binding transcription factor activity, RNA polymerase II-specific
Source: RefSeq, a predicted model, not a curated record
CCAAACGGCUCCAUCCUCCCUGACACUUGUUGCCGUUUGGCCCGCGCAGCACCGGCAGAGGCCCCCUGAACCGCUCCAGCAUUUCCUCCAGGGAUUCCCUCCCUUUCCCGCGGGGAGUGAUGAACUCCAUCGACCCUCAGUCCCAUCACCUGCACCAGCACCACGCCUCCCCUACCGUCGGCUCUCUGCCCCCCAAGGGCGCCCAGGAGGCCCCCGCCGACAUGGCCGCCGUGUACUGCGACAACCUGAGCAGCAUGUACCACCAGCAGAGCCUCCAGGGCGCGCAGAGACCCGCCGGCUACGGCCUCGGGGACUACGCGUCGUCCCCGAACCCGUACCUGUGGAUCAACGGGCCGGGCGUCAACUCGUCCGCCUCCUACCUGCACGGCAACAACACGGCGUCGUUCAUCCCGCCCUCCUACGGCGCGCAGCGGCAGUUCCUGAGCAACUCACCUGGCUUCGGGGGGCCCGACCUCGGCUGGCUGUCCAUCGCCAGCCAGGAGGAGCUGCUGAAGCUGGUGCGCCCGCCCUACUCGUACUCCGCGCUCAUCGCCAUGGCCAUCCAGAACGCGCACGAGAAGAAGCUGACCCUGAGUCAGAUCUACCAGUACGUCGCCGACAAUUUCCCCUUCUACAAGAAGAGCAAAGCCGGCUGGCAGAACUCAAUCCGGCACAACUUGUCUCUGAACGACUGCUUCAAGAAGGUGCCGAGGGACGAGGACGACCCAGGAAAAGGAAACUACUGGACGUUGGACCCAAACUGUGAAAAGAUGUUUGACAACGGAAACUUCCGCAGAAAAAGGAAAAGACGUUCGGAUCCGAGCGGCGUGGGGGGAGCGGCGGCAGCGGGGGCCACAAAAGUGGAGGACGGCAGGCCGGCGGCGGCGGCGGCCUCGUUGAAGCCCCCGGACAGUCCUCAGCUCCUGGGGCCGCCCUCGCCGGGGAUGGAGGCCAUGGCCGAGAACCACAAGAGCUCGUCGCCGUCCUCGCCGCCCGGCCCGGCGCCUUGCUUCAACAACUUUUACAGCAGCAUGUCCACGCUCAGCUCGGGGGCCCCCGGCCGCCAGGGGCCCCUGGGGCUGGUGAACGAGCUGUCGAACAGGAACAUUACGGCCCUGAGCCCGUACCACCUGAACCACGGCGGCGGGCAGGACGCCGCCGGCCCCCCGGAGCACGGCGAGGGCCUGCAUUUCAACCGCGGAGUGUACUACAACGCGUUCGGCGGCGGGCAGAGCGGACAGUUCAACGGCCACUUCUACAACAGCUUCAGCGUGAACAGCCUGAUCUACCCCCGGGAGGGGGCCGAGCUGUAG